Coniophora puteana RWD-64-598 SS2 is the source of this 3795-nucleotide messenger RNA. RefSeq lists its product as uncharacterized. Gene Ontology annotation, cellular component: membrane; Golgi medial cisterna; Golgi trans cisterna. Bases 128 to 2872 code for a protein of 914 amino acids. The transcript is spliced from 16 exons. The record is from RefSeq and is a predicted model, not a curated record. Lineage: Eukaryota; Fungi; Basidiomycota; Agaricomycetes; Boletales; Coniophoraceae.
GGCUUUAGACUCUGAGCCGUUCAACAAAUUGGAAUAGAGUUGCCUGUCAACAGAUCUACAUCUCUCCCCAGCUUGCAUCUCCGUUUGCUGUGCAGACGCAUUCAUCGUCUCACACUCGCCCUUCACUAUGUUUGCCAAAUUUCCGCAGAAGCUCACUGCGCCGUUCGGACUCUUGUCGGAUGAGGCCAAGUUAGCAUUUCGAAGUAAACCAGACGGGAUAUCCAAGCUUUUCAGCACAAGGAAUAUAUCUGAAACAGACGCUUAUUGGGAUCAAUAUUUCACGCUGUUUGAUACACCUUCAGAUGUAUUCUCAUUGAUUACGUCUCAAGACGUACGCCGGGCAUUGCUCGAAGCACCUGAGAACGUAGCAAUGCUCAUUCGCGUCACGACAUCUCGGUUGUUCAAUCUUGUGUCCGACCAUACAUUUCCCACUUCCAAUCCUACCUUAACUUCGUAUGCAUCCUCCUUCAUGAAAGUUGGCACAUCGGAACGGAACACAACCAAGGAAGUGCUCAACAGUCUCCGCGUUCUGCAGAGAGUACUGCCUGCGGUGUUUGAAGUUCAAGGGGAAUCGAACGCUUUCGAGCUCGAGAUCCUGUGGAAAAAGGUGGAGGUCAACGAAGACCAGAACAACCUAGCACCGGAUGACGCUGCACAAUUUGUCAUUGAGGAUGAUGAUGAUAGUGACAAUGGCGACGAUCCAGCCCAUACAGCGCUGGCUUCCCCUUCCCCUUCGAAAGGUACCUCCAAGCUGAAGAAGACCCUACCUUCGUUGGGAGAGAAACUCUUCGGGUGCAUCAUGGACCUUCUGUUCUGCUGCGGAUUUACCCUACCGUCGAAGAUACAAGUCGACCAUUAUAAGAUCAACUAUGUAAUUUGGGAGAAGGGUGUGGGAUCUACCACUGACCAAGGUCCUAACGCACAAUACGAUUCAAACAAGGUCGAGGUUUUAAGGCUGUUACUCGUGCUCUUGUCUCGGCAGAUUUAUGUCCCCCCGUCCGCACUGUUUAACAAGCCAUCCUUUUAUAGCCUUCAUAUCGUCAGAAAGAUGCGUCGGCGGGACGUUCUGACGCUCCUUUGCUCGUUGAUGAAUACUGCGUUGAACACUACAUCGGAGCAGAACAUAUCAAUAGGAAACGUGGCCGGCAAGCUACCCUACAAUCAUCUUGUUUUCAAAGGCGAAGACUCCAGGAUGAUUCUUAUUAGCAUGUGCUUAGAGACGUUGUGCGCCUUACUGGACUUCCAGAGCGGACCAGCGAGAGACAUUGUCACUGGUACCGACGAAGCUGCACCCACGGCUCAAACCAAUGCGUUCCGAUACUUCUUGGCCAAGCUCCACCGUUCUCAAGACUUCGUUUUCAUCUUAAACGGCCUCACUACUAUAUGGGCACAACAACUUGGGAUUGUCAACAACUUACUUCCUGGAUCCAGGAAAUCGCUGCCAUAUGUCCCUGACACUGUUAUCUUGUUCUGGAAACUCAUUGAGCUGAACAAGAAAUUCCGAGCAUUUGUAUUGGAUUCCGAUCAUGCCAACGAUAUCCUGGGAUACCUUCUUUGCUAUUCGCUCGACAUCAAGGACAAACCUCAGCAACACGGAAUGUGCAGAGCGAUAUCAUACAUCAUCCAAACUUUGUCUGCUGAGCCUGCAUUUGGCUCGAGGCUGAGUUCAGCCAUGAAGAUACAGGUGCCAUCCAAAUGGGCAACACCUGGAACCACAGCCGAUUUCAUGAUAAUUGCUAUCUACUCCAUAGUGGCAACCACUUCCGGUACUCUCAACUCACUGUAUCCAGCCUUGAUCAUUUCUCUAUCGAACGCGGCACCGUAUUUUAAAAAUCUAUCGGUCAUCUCUUCUACGAGGCUUAUGCAACUCUUUGCAUCCUUCUCUAAUCCUCACUUCCUUCUUUCAGACGAAAGCCACCCACGACUGCUGUUUUUCCUGCUAGAGAUGUUUAACUCAAUCAUAUCUCAUCAUCUUACCGAAAACCCCCAUCUACUAUAUGCUAUCCUCUCGGCUCACAAGACAUUUGAGGACCUCGGAACAUUUACGUUAGCACGUGGUCUACGUGACAUCCAGCGCAGUCGGACCCUCAAAGAAGAGCAAACUCACAGAGAUGAACAGCAAUCACAGGGAGGCAAAGGGUUGGGCCAGGUUGAGGGUGCGCACGAAGAGAAGGCAAGGCUUCUUCGAACAGAAAGCGAUCAAGCGCUUGGCAGCGCCGCUGAGACCGUCUUUGCUGUGGAUGACGAAGAAGACCAGGAAGACGAGGCAACUGGGACUACUGGCGCAGCAGAGGUAACUCGACCAUUGAUGUCCCCCACUUCAGAGAUAUCUCCACCAACGACAGGUCCUUCAGAAAAAGUCAAAGGAAAAAUGAGAGCGAGAAGAUCUAUAUCAGUGGAUGAGGCAGGCACAGCGGUGUCUGCGGCGAGUGUUGGAAGAAAUGGCUUCGUCCCCACUCAGGAAUGGGUGACAUCAUGGCAGCAAGGAUUGCCACUGGAUGUCGUCAUGCUAGUGAUAUCUGAGCUACUCCACAAAGUCCAAAACCUGCAAGCAGGGCGUCAAAAGGCUGCUACUACGGGGGCUAUCACCGACUUCUUAAGGACCGUCGAUCUGUCAAAUGUUCUACCGGCCACGCCUCCUCUUUACCCUAGGCACUUUGUCUGGUCGGAUGCGUCGGUGAUAUGGCUAACGUCCCUGAUUUGGGGAGACAUCUACGUUCGCGGGAUGUCGCCACUUGGAAUAUGGAACGCGACCAACGUCCGGUUGUUCUAUGUGAAACACGCACAGGCCCAGCAGCGACCAAUUUCUGAAGCCAUGACGAGCGUGGUAGGCUUCCUAACACCUAGGGGUCAACGGCCAGAGAGAACUUGAUGGUCACGGACUACACAUAUCGAGUGAUGUCCCUCCUCGUUUCUAUUCAUUAGUGUCAAUAUAAGGAGUUGGAUUAGGAUGGGACUAUUUGUUGUUUUCGAUUCCCGCAAUGGAGCUUCAAAAACGUCGCACCCUCUUUGCCUCCCCGAUAUUACAUAUGGUAAAGUAUGCUAAAAAAGUGUAGAUUACAAGGGCAUUGAUGAAGAGAGGUCUUCAAGGCGGGUGAAGAUGUGGGCGUAGCGGAUAGGUCCGCCUUCUUGAAACGUCGAUCUUAACGCGGGCAGGCGGCCGAGGAAUGUGCUUGUUGCCGCUAGGGAUAUCGGGCAAAACCAGAUCUUCUUCGUCUUCUUCCAUGAUUUGACCAACAAGUGUUCUCUGCUUCUGCUUUGCUAUUUCUUCAAAUUCAUUGUCAUGACUUGGAUGAUGAGAAGGGAAGGCAGUCAAAUUAAUGGCAUGAAGCGAGACGGCAGCCUUUUCAGCCAGUUGCGACAAAGGGACCGGGGCUGGGACAGCUGGUCUGGUUGGUAGACACACAGUCUUCACUUGAUAACCAUCGGGAUGGGUUUCAUUGAGAUGUCUUUGAAUAUCUCUUGCAAGGAACAUGUACUCACACCCUACACAACCAUUGUGAGCGUGCAGGAUGCAGUGUAGCAUGCAAGGCAAGAAUGACCUUGUGCAGGGCAUGGGAGAGGUUGUCGCUCCAAGUGGCUGGUGUUGACAUGCUCCUUCAAACUCUGGGUAGUUCGCUGAGAUCGUGCAGUACACUUAGACAUAUAGCACUGGUAUCCGCCCCAAGUCUGUUCGGCUCGGGCCACAUGCCUAUGAAGAUGCUUUUGCAGUCUGUCGAGAGAAUUCAGUGUGCUUGUACAUUUUCCCCAUUCACAUUUGAUGGGAUAAACAAUGGACCUCGAGAGCGACACAAC